Molecule: messenger RNA, 489 nt
Organism: Cyphellophora europaea CBS 101466
Lineage: Eukaryota; Fungi; Ascomycota; Eurotiomycetes; Chaetothyriales; Cyphellophoraceae
Exons: 2
Coding region: 1-489 (162 amino acids)
Cellular component (GO): nucleosome
Molecular function (GO): protein heterodimerization activity; structural constituent of chromatin; DNA binding
Source: RefSeq, a predicted model, not a curated record
AUGGCGCAAAAGCGCAAGUCGGUGGCAGCAGGCAAGAAAAGGGCCUCGACGGGCGGCAAGACAGCUCCAGGAUCUGCCACACGCCGUACCAGCGGCGCGGGCAAGACAACAGCGGGACGCGGUCGUUCGCGCAUACAACCAGGUGAUCCUACCCCCAGUCGCGCAAAGAAACCUCAUCGCUUCAAGCCUGGCACGAUUGCCCUUCGCGAAAUCCGUCGAUACCAGCAAUCAACAGAUCUUUUGCUGCUCAAGCUGCCUUUUGCGCGUCUCGUCCGUGAGGUCGCGAAUGAUAUCCUGCCUAGAGGGUCCGAGGAGUUCAGGUGGCAGAGCCAGGCCAUUAUGGCGCUACAAGAAGCGACCGAGGCUUUUCUGGUGCAUCUGUUUGAGGACACGAAUCUGUGCGCCAUACACGCCAAGCGCGUGACUAUCAUGCAGAAGGACAUUCAACUAGCCAGGAGAUUGAGGGGUGCUUGGGGCGGCUUGGGGUGA